Messenger RNA from Lactuca sativa (garden lettuce), 778 nucleotides. RefSeq names its product protein MHF2 homolog. Gene Ontology annotation, cellular component: FANCM-MHF complex. The record is from RefSeq and is a predicted model, not a curated record. Gene Ontology annotation, biological process: kinetochore assembly; DNA repair; replication fork processing. NCBI's taxonomy places the organism in Eukaryota, Viridiplantae, Streptophyta, Magnoliopsida, Asterales, Asteraceae.
AAAAUAAAAUAAAAAUUAUAGUGUAUACCUUCUAAAAUCCAAGAUUCAUCGAUAUGCUUUAAUGUUCUUCAAAUGUGGUGAUGAAUAACUCGGAGGAAAUCCAUAAGCUCCAUAAACGGAGACUUUCAAUCAGAAGUUCCCCAACUUUGCAGAUCGUAUCGUUCAUCCUUCGUUGUUCCACCAUGGAGAACAAUUUUGAUCAGGAUUUGAUUUACGCAAUUUUCAAAACGGUGUGGAGCAAAAAAGCAAUCGAGCGGGAGAAGAACGUCGACGACGAGAUUUCCAAGGGCGAGGAAGGAGCUGGAACAUCCAAGAAAAACCGACCUACUUCUGCCAAUUCAAAUGCUGUGAAGCUGAGUUGUGAAAAACUUCGCCUCUUUGUUUCAGAAGCAGUUCAUAGAGCUGCUACUAUUGCUGAAGCUGAAGGUGGAAAUAAAAUUGAAGCAACUCAUCUGGAAAGGAUACUUCCUCAAUUACUUUUGGAUUUCUAAGUUACUACAGCUUGACUGCUGUAUUGUUUCUUUAACACUUUAUGGAAUAGUUUCAGACUUUCAAUCAGGUAAUUACGCUAGCAAAUGGAAGAGCUCGGGAUGAUGGCAUCGCACACACCAUAACCUCAGUUUUAUCCUGGGAGUUUUAUUUGGAUUAUGUUAUGAUUGAUACAGUUUUUGUUUGGACACAGUUACUAUGACAUUUGAGUUACUCAUUGCAUGGUUUUUAUUGUUUAUGUUAUCCGAUGAUGCGAUUUUUAGUAAUAUUAAAACAAAAUUUUUGGGUC